Messenger RNA from Anastrepha ludens (Mexican fruit fly), 1123 nucleotides. RefSeq names its product eukaryotic translation initiation factor 3 subunit F-1 (gene eIF3f1). The record is from RefSeq and is a predicted model, not a curated record. The coding region runs from base 104 to 946 and encodes 280 amino acids. Gene Ontology annotation, biological process: translational initiation. Gene Ontology annotation, molecular function: metallopeptidase activity; translation initiation factor binding; translation initiation factor activity. Lineage: Eukaryota; Metazoa; Arthropoda; Insecta; Diptera; Tephritidae. The transcript is spliced from 3 exons. Gene Ontology annotation, cellular component: eukaryotic translation initiation factor 3 complex, eIF3m.
UUGUUUUUUGACAUUUGUCGUUGCUUACUUUCUUCGCUAAUUUCGAGCGCUCUUCAUUUUCUUUCGCAUUUUAUCGACGCAUAAAAUUGGCAGCGUUUUGGAAAUGUCGGGCUUAAAUUUAACCGUACGCGUACACCCCGUGGUGCUUUUCCAGGUAGUGGAUGCAUAUGAGCGUCGCAAUGCAGAUUCACAUCGUGUUAUUGGAACUUUGCUUGGCUCUGUUGAUAAGGGCGUUGUUGAAGUAACUAAUUGCUUCUGCGUACCGCACAAGGAACAUGACGAUCAAGUGGAGGCUGAGCUAAGUUAUGCUUUAGAUUUGUAUGACUUGAAUCGAAAAGUGAAUCCUAAUGAAAAUGUUGUUGGUUGGUGGGCUACUGGCAACGAGGUUACUAACCAUAGCUCCGUAAUUCACGAAUAUUAUGCGCGUGAGUGCAACAAUCCUGUGCAUUUGACUGUGGAUACAUCAUUGCAAGGUGGACGUAUGGGUUUGCGUGCCUAUGUUUGUAUACAGUUGGGUGUACCCGGUGGCAAAACAGGCUGCAUGUUUACCCCAAUCCCCGUUGAGGUGACCUGUUACGAACCUGAAACUUUCGGAUUAAAGCUGUUGCAAAAAACGAUUGGUGUAUCACCACCACAUCGUCCUAAAACCGUUUCACCAAUGCUGGACUUGGCACAAAUUUCGGAGGCAUCCCAAAAAUUGCAGGGCUUGCUCGAUCUUAUACUGAAGUAUGUAGAGGAUGUAAUUGCGCACAAACAACCUCCAGACAAUGCAGUGGGCCGGCAACUACUCGACCUCAUACACUCUGUUCCACACAUGACACACGAACAAUUCACGCAGAUGUUCAACGCCAACGUACGUGACUUGCUGAUGGUAAUCACAUUGUCGCAACUGAUCAAAACCCAACUACAAUUGAAUGAGAAAUUGACUUUCCUACCAACAAAUUGAAUUUAAACGGAUCAACUAGUUUAAAAUUAUUUUUAUAAUUUACAAGUUUAAUAUUUUAGAUUUUCGAGCAUUUGGAGGAAGAGAGUGCGCGCAGAAGUUAUAGUGAAGGCUUCAUAAUGGUUGACCCUAAAAAUGAUAGUAAAAUAUUUAAAUAUAUUUGUAUGCUGCGUGCAAGAA